AUGGGUAAAGAGAUUGUUAGUUGUGAAGCACCUCAAGAGCCUGGGAGACGUAGUAGGUUGUGGAAUGAUAUGGAUAUUUUUUCUAUAUUGAAGAAUAAUACUAUAAGUGGAUUAGGGACAGAAUUUAUUGAAGGCAUGGUGAUAAACUCACCCCCACAUAAAGAAGAAUUGAAUACCGAAGCCUUCUCAAAGAUGAAAAGAUUUAGGCUGAUAAAAAUCUGCAAUGUGCAACUUCCUCAAGGCCUUAAUUAUCUCUCUAAUGAACUACAAAUGAUGGACUGGUGUGAUUAUCCUUUGAAAUCCAUGCCAAUUAGUUUUCGGCCAACCAAUCUUGUUGAACUCAUCAUGCCUCGCAAUUGCAUCGAGCAACUACCAACGGGAUUUGCUAACUUGGACAAACUAAAACUCAUGGACCUUAGUGACUCUCAACACUUAAUCAAUACUCCUGACUUCAAUGGAUUCCCAAAUCUUGAGAGGCUGAUUUUUCAAGGUUGCACAAGAUUGUAUAAGAUUCACCCAUCUAUUGGAGCUCUCAAGCGGCUUACUCUAUUACAUCUGAAAGAUUGCAAGCGUCUUCAUAGCCUUCCACAUGAAAUCAACAUGGAGUCACUUGAAAUUUUUAUUCUUUCUGGUUGUUCAAGACUUAGGAAUUUUUCAGAGAUCGGAAGAGAUAUGACACGUUUAUUGGAGCUUUAUCUGGACGAAACUGCCAUAGAAGAACUACCAUCAUCAUUUAAGCAUCUAACUGGCCUGAUUUUAUUGAAUCUUCAAGAAUGCGAAAAUAUUUCAAGUUUUCCACAGGUCAUUUAUAGUUUGACUUCUCUUAAAAUUCUCAACCUAUUGGGAUGUAAUAGUCAACCACCUAAAUCAUGGCAUUUUCCUGGACUUUUCUUCAUCAAUGCUACACUUGUUUUAUGGAAAAAUAGUUUCUUCAUUGCCCAACAUCUUGAACUUGAGCCAAUCAACCUGUUUAUGCCUAGGUCAUUUUUAGGGUUAAGGUCUUUAGUGUCUCUAGAAUUAAGUGACUACAAUAUUCUGGAUGGUGCAUUACCUAGUGAUCUUGGAUGCUUAUCCUUUGUACAGUUUUUAAAUCUGAGCAAAAGCAAUUUUACACGCCUACCUGAUAGCAUCUCUCAACUUCCUAAACUUAGAUUUCUUUACGUGGAUAACUGUAGCAGGCUUCAAGCAUUGCCAAAUCUUCCACUUAGUGCACAAUUUGAGCAAAUUCAUCAAAGUGAAGGAUUUUACAGCAUUUCACCUCAAACUGAAAUUCCAUGCUGGUUUAACCGUAAGAGCCUUGGAUCAUCUAUAACUAUCCUUUUGCCUUCUCCUCUAUAUGAUAACAAUAGCUAG
Molecule: messenger RNA, 1353 nt
Organism: Quercus robur (English oak)
Lineage: Eukaryota; Viridiplantae; Streptophyta; Magnoliopsida; Fagales; Fagaceae
Product: TMV resistance protein N-like
Exons: 5
Coding region: 1-1353 (450 amino acids)
Biological process (GO): defense response
Source: RefSeq, a predicted model, not a curated record